AAGGACAAGUUAUGAAUGUCCCGCAGCCAUAGUAAAUCCCGAAGCCCCUACCAAGGACUACAGGUUGUCGCUUGUGUUGGCUGGGUAUUAUGUUGGGUGUUCUGGAAAGACCAAGGAUUGAAAAGGAAGUCGAAGAAAAAAGAUAAGCAGAAGAAGAAAAAAAAGAAAAACGAUGAUUCACUUGAGGUAGAAUCGACGAUAGACCAGAAGGAGUCUAAAAGACAGGGAAAGGGUCGAGAUUUCACUGUUAGUCUUGCUCUUCCUGGUUCGAUAUUAGAUAAUGCACAGUCAGCAGAGCUCAGGACCUACCUCGCUGGACAGAUAGCCAGAGCCGUUGUUGUCUUCAAUGUUGAUGAGGUCAUAGUUUUUAAUGAGUCUAGGAAAUCCCUCGACAAGUCUAAAGAUGGCGUUAGUAAUUUCCAUAGCAAGGCGGAUGCCAAUCUACAGCUUGCACGCAUUCUACAAUACCUGGAAUGCCCACAAUAUCUCAGAAAAGCUUUUUUCCCAAGACAUAAAGACCUCCAGUAUGCAGGACUUCUAAACCCCUUAGACUGUCCGCACCAUAUGCGUAUAGAUGAUGACAUGCCAUAUAGAGAGGGUGUGGUACUCGAUAGACCAGUUGGACAAUCAGGAGGAUCCCUGGUAAAUGCUGGCAUGAGAAAGGAAGUGAAAAUUGACAAGUGCAUUAAGCCAGGAAUAAGAGUCACAGUGAAACUGAAGCCAACAUCUAAAUCAGACCCCAAAGUUUUCUUUGGUAAUGUUGUUUCCCCAAGUGCACCCAGGGCAGAUGCAGGCUUAUACUGGGGGUACUCUGUCAGACUGGCGCCGAGCUUCAGUGACGUCUUCACUGAGUCCCCCUACCCUCAAGGGUAUGACGUCAUGAUUGGCACAUCGGAAAGGGGAGCACCAGUGGACUGUUUAGAAUUGCAGCCCUUCAGCCAUAUGCUGAUAGUGUUCGGUGGUUUGAAGGGCCUGGAGGCGAGUCUUGAAUCUGACGAGAGCCUUGACGUAUCAGACCCCAGUGAGCUCUUUCACCACUACUUGAAUACGUGCCCAGGUCAGGGCAGCAGAACAAUUAGAACCGAGGAGGCCAUUCUUAUAUCCAUGGCGGCGCUGAAGCCAGUCACUGUUUAUUGCUCCAGAAUUCGGGGUAUAUAUUUUCCCCUCAAAACUUCGACUGGUAGUAAUGUUUUAAUUGUUUUCUAUCGAUAAUUCAAACUCAAAUUCAAAUUUUCCAUUUCGAAGUUAAAGUAUCUUUAAUGUGUGUAUUUUUACCCCUUCUAUAGUUUGCUAAAGCCAAUUUAGCAGUCUUAACAAGCACUAGUCCAGGAGAUAAAUUUCAAUACCGGUAAAAAAUAAUUUAAUUAUUUGACAAAACAAAAGCAUCGACCAAAACGCAAUGAUGACACACGCGCUUUUUAUUCCUUAAUCCAUUCAAUAGUUUUCAGUAAGUGGAUAUUCCGGCACCUACUGCAUAGGGGAGUUUUCUUCCCACAAAAGUAGACCAAAUAUAGACAAGACUAUGAAUAACCAUUUGAAAAGCAAAAGAAUGAUGAAAAUUAUGACCUUUUUACAGAAGUCCGUGUUCAAGAAAAGAAAAAGAAAUAGAGAAAAAAAUAGAGAGAAACAAUAGUACCUUCGAGUAUUGUAAAGAAAACUCACGGGAAUGAAUAUAUUUUUGGGUCGAGUUAUCAAGGGUUCCAGCUAUCGUUAAAUAGCUAACUGUAAUCACGAACCCGCAUUUAUUUUAAAUUGUUAUUCCAGUUUUAAGGUUAUUUGCCAGCCCCGAUUCAACCAAAACGGCCAUCAUUUCUUGAUAGCUCUGCUACAAAUGUAUUUUUUAUUCCUGGUGUUGUUGGUGUUAACAACGUGGGAUGGUUCUGUUUUUUUUUUUUCCCGACUUUGUUUUAUGUUUCCGCAGAGUCGUCGCCCUUAUAUUUUUAUCAUACUAAACGAUAAAUAAAUUCACAGUUUUCUGCAUAUGA
Nematostella vectensis (starlet sea anemone) is the source of this 1985-nucleotide messenger RNA. RefSeq names its product putative methyltransferase C9orf114. The record is from RefSeq and is a predicted model, not a curated record. Bases 16 to 1212 code for a protein of 398 amino acids. The transcript has 10 exons. Lineage: Eukaryota; Metazoa; Cnidaria; Anthozoa; Actiniaria; Edwardsiidae.